AAAAAAUAUACAAAGCCUUCUACUGUGGCAUGGUACAAGACUCGGAAACCUGCGCAGAGAGAAUGGAUAAGGUAGUCCGAUCCGUCCCCCGCGUUGGUGAGAAGUAAGAAAAGAAGCAAGAAAAGUCUGCGAAGCUGGAAACCAUAUAAAAAGGGGUCGUACACCUGCGGCCGCCAGUUCUGCGUCGGAAGGAUGCUCAAGUUUGCAGUAAUCUUGUCGUUGUUGGCCAUCGCUGCGCACGCGCAGGAUGCGUCCCGUCCUAUCAUUAACACCAGUGGGGGCCAGAUCCAAGGUGUAACGUCCAGCUGCGGCCUGUUCUGUAGCUAUUUCGCGUUCAACGGAAUCCCGUACGCGCAGCCUCCGGUCGGUGAUUUGCGCUUCCGCAACCCCCGUCCGCACCAGGGCUGGCAGGGAGUGAAGGAUGGUAGCGAGCACAGGGAAACCUGCCCGUCGGGCGGUUUCCUAGGCGGUGUGUCGGGCAGUGAGGACUGUCUCUACCUGAAUGUGUACACGCAGAACUUGAUCGGAUCGCGCCCGGUUAUGGUUUGGAUUCACGGUGGCUCGUUCACCGGGGGUUCCGGCAACUCGUGGAUCUAUGGCCCUGACAACCUGGUACCGGAAGACGUAGUGGUCGUCACGAUCAACUACCGUCUCGGCAUUCUUGGAUUCUUCAGCACGGACGACACGCACGCGGCCGGAAACUGGGGCAUGAAGGAUUGCGUGAUGGCGCUGCAGUGGGUGCGCCAGAACAUUGCGGCUUUCGGCGGCGAUCCGAACAACGUGACCAUCUUCGGUGAGAGUGCCGGUGGAGUGGCCGUGCACUUCCUCGUCCUGUCGCAGAAGGCGUCCGGUCUGUUCCACAAGGCGAUCGCCCAGUCCGGCACGGCCCUGGUGCCAUGGGCGUUCCAGUACCGACCGCGUGAGUUGGCCUACCAUCUGGCCGAUAAGUUCGGUUACUCGCACGAUAGCGCCCAGUUGGUGCAGAGCCUUCGCAAUACACCCAUCGAGUCGCUGAUCAACGCUCAGGAUGGCUGGUUGGACAUUCCGAUCCCGCGUGGCUUCAAACCGUUCGACUUUGUCCCCAAUGCGGAACCGGUUAACUCGCCGGAAGAAACCUUCCUUACCCAGCUGCCGAUCGAUAUCCUCAACGCCGGCACGUUCAACCACGUCCCAUUCAUUGCCGGAUACAUGAGCAUGGAGAGUCUGUUCAUGGUGUACGAGCACACGAUCGAUAGCACCGUGUGGCAAUCGUUCACGCAGAACCCGGAUUACUUCGUGCCGCACUUCUGGAACAUUCCGCACGGUACGGCCGCAUCGGCUGCCGUCAGCCAGGGCUUGCGCAAUGCGUACUGGCAGGAUCGGCCGCUGAACGACAACAUCAUGGUCGAGUGGCUCACCUUCCACACCGACCAGCAGUUCAUCUACGGCAUUGACAAGACGAUCCGUCUGCAUGCCCAGCGAUCCUCCGCCCCGACCUACUACUACCAGUUCAGCUUCGAUGGUGACCUCAACCUGGUCAAGCGCUUGCUGCUGCUAGGCAGCUGGCCCGGUGCGAUGCAUGCCGAUGAUAUCCCGUACCUGUGGUCGGUGACCGACCUUACGCUCUCGCCAAUCCUGCCGACGAAUCAUGCCCGUACCGUAAGCAACCGGUUCGUCCGUAUGUUCACCAACUUUGCCCGGUUCGGCAAUCCGACCCCGAACGCGGUCGACACACUGCUGCAGAGCCGCCAGUGGCUGCCGGUCACCUCCGCCACCGUGAACUACAUGGACAUUGGGCACGACCUGACGACCAGCGUCAACCCGAACGGACAGCGUACGGCCGUUUGGCAUGAUCUCGAGGCGCGCUAUGCCAACGAUCCGUUCCGUUUCCCGCGCAACUGAGGGCUAUAGUCCCGGUCGCACAAACGCAUCUGAUUAUCAUAAGAGGUUAUAUACGAGCGAUCGCUUGUUUCGC
Messenger RNA from Anopheles coustani, 1954 nucleotides. RefSeq names its product juvenile hormone esterase-like. NCBI's taxonomy places the organism in Eukaryota, Metazoa, Arthropoda, Insecta, Diptera, Culicidae. Bases 193 to 1881 code for a protein of 562 amino acids. The transcript has 3 exons. The record is from RefSeq and is a predicted model, not a curated record.